UGCAGUCAUACGAUGAGGACAACUGUAUGUCUUGCAAAUUUUUCCCGUUCUAUAUUUAGGGCUAUCAGUUAUGACAACAGCCAGACCGCCAUCUUUGGCGACAUAGCGCGACCAAAAAUUGCCGAUAGCUGACCCGUGGUAUUUACUCGAGUAGAAUUGACAAUAUUUGCAUAUCGGAGCUUUAGGAACUUUGUGACGAAUUCUUCCACGAGCAUUUAACGCCAACAUUACCCGCUUUUGCGAUCGUUUGCUGGUUUAUAUUUGCUUCCGGGUCAGCAUAAAACUGAGCGAGAAAGCAUGACGACCCGUCGAUUCUUCCGCUUCAUUGUCUUCGUAAAAGUUAAUUUCUGCUUUCGAUUUCGAAAAAGAUUGAAGGUCAUACUCGCCGCUUUAAUGCUCUGUUCAAUCUGCUUUUAUAUCUUCAGUACGUUGUACCAUUCACAAACGUAUGACGCUGUUCAUGUUGCGGUAAAAAAUGAUGCAGUGACCACUACAAACGGCACACCAAGUGUCAUCGCAGCUGUGGGUACUCUAAAUAUUCACGUAUGGCGAGAGGUUUGUGGCUCAAGCAUCCAAAAUCUGCGUCAAUAUUUGCUUUUUCCGCAUUAUCCUGACGAAAUGGUCACGAAGCUCAAUAUGCUUAGGUUUCAUAUUACCGACAAUACCAUCGAUUAUGGCCAACGGAUUUUUGGCUUCCUCCAUCCUCCUCACAGCGACGAGUACAACUUCGCCAUAGCCUCUGAUGACGAGUCAGAGUUAUGGCUCAGUCCUAACGAUGAUCUGAAGGAGAAACAGUUAAUUGCACGUGUUUUUAAAGAAGGAGUAAGUGCGUGGACGAAAAAGGAUGAACUUCAUAAAUAUCCCGGACAAAUCUCAGAACAUCUAGUGCUCUCUGGAGACAGAAAAUACUACAUAGAAGUUGUGCAUAAGCAAGGAGCGGCUCUUGGCUUUGUACAAGUUUAUUGGAAGCGUCGCAAUGAUACCGAUUUCUACCUUAUCAGUUCAGAGUACUUAUCGUCCCAUGCAAACGAUGUUAUGAUCACCAAAGCAAAAGAUGUUUUGCAUAGUUUGCUUUCGGAGAGCUAUCGUCAAGAUCUUGAGCUGAAAUCUGAAUCAACAGAUCAAAAACGCUUACAAUUUCCAUCACUUCCGUUGCUCCCAAAAGAUAGUUAUCUUCCCUUGUGUGAUUUCCAGUCCGGCUCUUUGUCAAACGGAGGAAAAGUGUAUCGUUAUCAAGGCCGCAAAGUGGUGCAGUUAUCCAGCGUCUACCCUACUGAUGAUAGCAGUGCACUGACUGAUAAAAAUUUGCGGAACUGGCCUAACAAAAUUGCUUACAGGGAAACAAUUCAUGCAGUCACGGAUGAGAUAAUUACGUCGCUAAACCACAAAACCUCAAAGAAAUAUUUUCUGAAGAGAAUUCACAAGGUUUUAAACAUCUCAGAUCCAGUUCAUGGCGAUCUUUAUUCUGUAGAUCUUGAACUCGGUUUACAAGACGUCAAUCAAUCAUUUCGUUUAUCAGAGCAUGUGUUUGGUAAGGAUGCCAACCACAGCUUGUGUUUUCCUCGAGGUAUUAGCUGGAACAAUAAAGCUAAGGUGUACUUUAUUCUCCCUGUCAAGGAACAAGGAAGAUGGGUGUAUCAUUUUAUUAACGAAAUCACAAUAGCCAGCUCUUUAACGGGCGAUACGAACUUUCAUGUCAUUGUUGUUGACUUUGAAAGCGAGGAUAUUGACAUGACAAAGGCAUUUAACACCACUCUUCUUCAAAACAGACACACGAUUAUUCCAUUGAAAGGGAAAUUUUACAAGACGCUGGCUUUGAACAAGGCUGUUGAGCAUAUUCCAAGUACACAUGACAUUUUGUUUCUGUUUGAUCUCCAUAUCGACGUUCCGCAGGACAUAUUGGACAGCGUUCGUAAGAACACCGUCGAAGGACAUCUUGUUUACGCUCCCAUUGUAGGCCGGUUAUAUUGUGGCAGUACGUAUGUAGAUCAUAAAGGUUAUUGGGAAAUGGAAGGAUUUGGCUUAAUGAGCAUCUAUAAAUCAGACUGGGUGAGGUUCAGAGGAAUGAACACCGAGGACUACAAAUACAAAUGGGGCGGAGAGGACUGGGACUUACUCGACCGUGUUAUCAAUGCUGAGUUAAAAGUUGUUCGAAUAAAGCACCCGGGUCUAUACCAUCAUUAUCAUACAAAACACAAAUCUUGGAAUUAACAUACGCCGUGCAAGUUACUCCAAUUACUAACUCCCGUUCUGUCAACCCUUAUGAAAGCACAUGUUUAAUAUGCUUGAAAGCGUGCCGUGCGGGAGCCAAGGAAACUGGGUCUACUACACGAGAUCGAGGCUUGCCAGGGGACUCCCCAGAGUAAGAAAGAAAACAAUGGUAGGAGGUCCUUUUUUCCUUUGAACCGCAUCUAGGAGGAGCACCGAUGGUGUCGCUGUGAGUCAGCAAUGCGGUUUUAAUGUCUCUCCAGAUGGUUGAUUUGUAGCUGUUUGCUCUGUAAUUAUCUUUACCUUAUUUCAGAUUCUCCGAAGAGAUACUUGGAAUGUUUAUGUUUUAUUUGGACCAUUUGGGGUCUAGCAAAAACAGAACUGAAGUUAUCUCUACCAAAACAAAGUCCUGCUAAAACUUCGUAUUUUAGUUAUUAACUUUUGCGUUAACCUGACUCAGUUGUGAUCAGCUAGUCUUGGCCACCUGAUAGAAUGACUUUAGGGGUAACUUCACUUAAUAGGUUACAAAUAUUUUUCGAACGAUUUCUUAACGAUGUAAUUGCAAUAAUGUCAACGAAAUACACAGACUACUUUUGCAAUACAUAUACAUGUAGAAUGAGGUUAGGGUCGGUUUUGUUUAACAAUCAGCACCAUUUUUCUGACAACAAGUGACACAAACAAGAAGUAAAAAUCCAAACAACAUAAAAACUAUGCCAAAUGGUAGGGCAUCCGGCUUGUCACUAAACUGAUAUUCAGGAUGUAGAUUAUAAUCAUCAGAGUCAUCAGGAGUCAGGAAAUACCCUAUGAGGCUAAUGCCUCCCAAAAAAAAACAAAGGAGCCCAAAGAGAACACAUGGUGUUACACGUUGUUUCUUUCGUUCAUUGUCGUGGCUCUGCAUGU
Molecule: messenger RNA, 3108 nt
Organism: Pocillopora verrucosa
Lineage: Eukaryota; Metazoa; Cnidaria; Anthozoa; Scleractinia; Pocilloporidae
Product: beta-1,4-N-acetylgalactosaminyltransferase 3-like
Cellular component (GO): Golgi cisterna membrane
Molecular function (GO): acetylgalactosaminyltransferase activity
Source: RefSeq, a predicted model, not a curated record